Messenger RNA from Helicoverpa zea (corn earworm), 964 nucleotides. RefSeq names its product selenoprotein M-like. NCBI's taxonomy places the organism in Eukaryota, Metazoa, Arthropoda, Insecta, Lepidoptera, Noctuidae. The record is from RefSeq and is a predicted model, not a curated record. Gene Ontology annotation, cellular component: endoplasmic reticulum lumen. Gene Ontology annotation, molecular function: oxidoreductase activity. The transcript has 2 exons. The coding region runs from base 123 to 452 and encodes 109 amino acids.
AGUGUCAAUGUCAAACAAAAUGACAAUACGUCAUUUACGGAAUUACUAUCGCUACUCUUAAAAUUACUUUCCAACGAGUUGUAUUCAGUAAACUAUCAGUCUGAAAGUAAACCUCUUACAAUAUGAAGCUGGUAUUGUUAGCUAUUUGUGUUAUCGUGGCUGCAGCCGCGGCUUACGAGAACUCCGACAUUGUUUCGGCAAGAAUUGAGACUUGCAGAGGAUGUUCACUUAAUCGCCUUCCGGAAGUGAAGAGAUUUGUGAUGGAUGACGCUCCUAAGUACGAGCGUAUGGAAGUUAAUUUCAUCACUGGCGCUCCCCCAGAGUUGGUGCUGCUAGGCAAGGAUGACCGUGAGUUGGAGCGGCUCCCUCUGUCGCAGCUUUCUCGGCAAGAAUGCAACGAACUUGUCCAGGAGCGGGGUUUCGUGAAGAAGAAUAAUAAUAAAGAACUGUAAUAAUGUAGUUCUUUGUUGUUAAUGUUAACUGUGGUAUAUUUAAUUUUAAGACAAUAUUUACGUAAUUACGCAUUUACCUAUCUAACAUUCCUACUCAUAUUUACCUAAGAGAUCAAAGUUGUGAAUAUCAAUUUAUUAGGUAUUUUGCCAGUUUAAAGAACUACACAAUUUAUUUCUGUGAUUUGUCACUAAAGAUAACUGCUGAAUCAUGUUAAAAUUUGAUAAUUCCAGUUUAAUCAAACCAAGUCAAACAUAUUUAUUUAGUCUGUUUAUUCAGUUGUAUACAUUCAAUUUCUGUUAUCUGAUACAUAGAUAACACAAUGACAUGUUAUUAAAUCAAAUCCUGUAUUGACUGGGGACAUGGAAUGCUAUCAAUUAAUAUUUAGUUACCAUUAAAUAGACAUUCAUGUGAAACAGAUGUGUUUCCUAAUCAAGAUUAUUUUUUGAUUGUACUUUACCAGACAGAUACGCAGUUCAAAAACAUUUUGAAGUAAACAUUAUAAUGGCCAUAA